Messenger RNA from Rattus rattus (black rat), 2450 nucleotides. It is a transcript of the gene Tmbim6, whose product is annotated as transmembrane BAX inhibitor motif containing 6. Gene Ontology annotation, biological process: negative regulation of RNA splicing; cellular response to unfolded protein; negative regulation of apoptotic signaling pathway. The transcript is spliced from 10 exons. Gene Ontology annotation, cellular component: mitochondrial membrane. Lineage: Eukaryota; Metazoa; Chordata; Mammalia; Rodentia; Muridae. The record is from RefSeq and is a predicted model, not a curated record. Gene Ontology annotation, molecular function: enzyme binding. The coding region runs from base 121 to 834 and encodes 237 amino acids.
UGUGGGUAGACUUCCAGUGCCAACCCCCGGACACUCAGAGCACAUCCGGUUUUAGCCGAGCGGGGAAGCUCCGAAGAGGUGGGCUAAGAAGCGGAGGCUGCGCUGAACAGACUUGGAGCCAUGAAUAUAUUUGAUCGGAAGAUCAACUUUGAUGCCCUCUUAAAAUUUUCCCACAUAACUCCCCCCACACAGCAGCACCUAAAGAAGGUCUACGCCAGUUUUGCACUGUGCAUGUUUGUGGCAGCGGCAGGGGCCUAUGUCCAUGUGGUCACACGUUUCAUCCAGGCUGGCCUGCUCUCUGCCCUGGGCGCCCUGGCCUUGAUGAUUUGCCUGAUGGCCACACCUCACAGCCAUGAGACGGAGCAGAAGAGGCUGGGACUGCUCGCUGGCUUCGCCUUCCUUACAGGAGUUGGCCUGGGACCUGCCCUGGAGCUGUGCAUUGCCAUCAACCCCAGCAUCCUCCCCACGGCCUUCAUGGGCACGGCCAUGAUCUUCACCUGCUUCAGCCUGAGUGCCCUCUACGCCAGGCGCCGGAGUUACCUCUUUUUGGGAGGUAUCUUGAUGUCAGCCAUGAGCCUCAUGUUCGUGUCCUCUCUGGGGAACCUUUUCUUUGGAUCCAUUUGGCUGUUCCAGGCAAACCUGUACAUGGGGCUGCUGGUCAUGUGUGGCUUUGUCCUCUUCGACACUCAGCUCAUUAUUGAAAAGGCUGAACACGGAGACAAGGAUUACAUCUGGCACUGCAUUGACCUCUUCUUGGACUUCGUUACACUCUUCAGGAAGCUCAUGCUGAUCCUGGCCUUCAAUGAGAAGGACAAAAAGAAAGAGAAGAAGUGACGUGGCGAUCGGCCUCUCCCAGCUCGCCUUCUCUCCCUCAGCCCCGUUUCUUUGCACACAUCACAGGUGUCGUGUCCCAUGACAAUGAAAAGCAUCAGGAAAGCUUUUGUACUUUGUGGUUUUCUCUAUUUUGAAUUUUUUGAUCAAAAAACUGAUUAGUGAAUAUAGUUUGGAGUUUGGCUUCGUCUCCUGGGGUUCUUCCGCUCCCUUUUCUGUCAGUCCAUCACAGCCACUUGCUCUGCUCAGGCAGCCAGUGUACCAGAAUGAGAAGUGAGAGCAGAAGUCUGCGCCCUGCCAAGCCUCUGUGGCUGGACCCCUGCACUGCUGGCUGGACCCUCUUGACCCCAUGGUUCGGCUCUCAGUUCCAGUGAGGCUGGGCAGUGUGUUUGCCUUGGGAGGGACCUUACCUGUCUGAGCUGCCAGGGCUGCCACACAGUGGACUCUGGUGGGUGCUUCCCUCCUCUGCUGCCUAAUUCAGUCUGGCAAACGCCUUUCUGCCUUGCCAUGAUGAAGGGAGUGCUCUGUCCCACUCCUGAGUGGCCCUCAGGAAGUCUGCCUGCUUUCCAUCUGUGGGCUGGGAGGGCUCGAGUACAAGGGAGGAACAUGAAGGGUCUGAGUGUGGUGGCCAGGCGGAGAGACGGCUCCAGGGUUCCCUGUUGUGCUUUUCUUUUUCGUUUUUUAAAUGUCAACCUUUGUUACUGAUUGGUCUCCACUGGGUGGCUGUGGUGUCUUGGAAAGGACAGGGAAGGAGACUGGCUGAGCCUCGGCUAACCGAACUGAGGCCUUCCUGCCACACACGCUUAGGGAAGGCCGCAGCUCUGGGUGGCUGGGCUGGCUCUUCAGUGGUUUUUGUCUGUCUGCCUGAACGUGAUUUGGGAGUGUCAGGACAACUGCGAGGCAGCAGGGAACAGUCGCUAACAGACGUAGAGAACAGUCACUAACACGUACUUGAGUUACUUGGGUUUGUUCACCUGUUUCCAGAGAUUUUUGGUCUUUUGGGCAGAAGCCCGUUGACCAGACUGUGGGCCAUCAUAGUCUGCAUGGAGAGGUGGCAACCGGAGUGGUUGUGGCCCUGGCUACCAAGCCCUGACAGCCCGUUACCAGGAGGAUGGUGGUUUUGACUUUCUUCACUCACAACCAGUGCAGUUGACACAGUGGCUGCUGCUUCACUGUCCCAUGAAACUGCUUCUGGUGUGGUGCGCCCAGAGCGACAUCUUGCCACCCUGUUUGCCUGGUGCCUCCCCUGGCUCGAGCUUACACCCUGAGGGACGGCAGCAGCUCUCCAGAGAAACGAUGCCGCGAGGCCUCAGGACCCGACUGAGUUCCACCUCUUGAAGCCAGACUCCACCUCUUGUGCUUUUUUGCUUGGGAAAAAGGAGUUUUUCUUUAGAAACAGUGCCAAGAAUGAUAAAGAUAUAAAAAACUACUUUUAAAUAAAAUGCCUGUCAGGUUUUUAACCCAGGCCUCCCUGCGUCUCCACUCUAUCCCCGGUUCUUUGUUUCCGGCUCAAGCUGCGUUCUCUAACUCAAACUGUGAAGACAACGGGGUUUUUGAUUAAAAAAAAUAUAUCUACAUAGUCUUAAUUUGUAAAAAAUAAAGAAAAUUCCUUAACCUUU